This is a messenger RNA of Histoplasma capsulatum G186AR, 1589 nucleotides long. Its product is annotated as short-chain dehydrogenase/reductase. Lineage: Eukaryota; Fungi; Ascomycota; Eurotiomycetes; Onygenales; Ajellomycetaceae. The coding region runs from base 1 to 1128 and encodes 375 amino acids. The transcript is spliced from 2 exons. The record is from RefSeq and is a predicted model, not a curated record.
AUGGACCGACGACCUCACGAACAGCUUCGCUCAGCCAAGUCUCAUUCGCCAUCCGCUGCCGCAGUGCAAGAUGUUCGCCUUCGUUUGCCCGCAACAACAGACCCGCCAGGACCCCAAAAUCCUCCAAAGCAAUUAGCAUGGCUGAUAUUUGGUGCUACCGGCCAUAUUGGCCGCUCGCUUGUCAAAUGCACCCUGGCUCACGGUGACCUCGUUGGGAUCGUCGGACGCACCUUCGAGAGCUCCCCAUCAAGCAUGGAAGCCCUCCACUCAGAAAAUAAAAACUGCAUCGGCCUUCUCUGUGACGUGCGGGUCAGCGAAACUGUCCGCGCCGUGAUUGACAAAACCAUCGAGCACUUUGGCCGCAUCGAUUGCAUUGUCAACUGCUCAGGCUAUGGCAUCGUGGGUGCCUGCGAGGAUCAGGAUGAAUACGAUAUCCGAAACCAGUUCGAGACCAAUUUCAUUGGCACGUUGAAUAUCCUGCAACACUCUCUCCAGUAUUUCCGUGAGCGGCGCGCGGGGAGGUAUUUGAUAUUCAGCUCUACGUCCGGAUCGCUUGGUGUUCCGGGACUGGGACCAUACUGUGCGACCAAAUAUGCUGUGGAGGGCCUUAUUGAGAGUAUGCUCUACGAGAUUGACGCGUUUAACAUUAAAUGCACCCUGGUGCAACCGGGACACAUACGUCGGGACGAUUUUGAUCCCCCUGGAGCCCCUCCGGGUACCGCUGCUCCGGACUUGUCGCAUUCCUCCCGACUCCCACUGUUCGGGCAUUUCUUCAUCAAGCCUGCAAGUGAGCCGUAUAGCUCAGCGACUGCUCCAGCUGCCCAUGCUCGACGUAUCAUCCAGUGGAUGGGUGAUCAGCAGCCUACAAGCGCGGUGAAGGCAGCCGAGUUAGUUUGGCAGCUGGCACAUUGCUCGUUCCCGCCAUUGCGACUCCUUCUAGGCACCUAUGCCGUAGAGAGUAUUAGAGAUAGGCUGAAAUGCAUCACUGAGGAAAUCGAGGAGUGGAAGCAUUUGAAUUUCCCGCUCGCUGAUGGUGAUCCACAUCAUGAGCAUCACGCCCAUACACAUGAUGAGGCAGCUGGAACUAAUGACAAUUCGAAGAGUGAGAGUGAGGACAAUCCGAUAUAGCAUGAUGUGCCAAUGCAGGGAUAAUUUAUUAUCAAUGAUCACGGCCGUCGCAUACAGACGACGAUAAGAUGAAUCCGUUUGACCCAGGGAUACACUUGAUAAUUAUGCAUGACAGGUUACUCACUAUAAUCUGAGAUGGACAAACUUUGGUCACACAUGAACAAAACGGAAGUUCUAAGGAACACGAAAUCCUUGGAAAUUAAUACCGUGAGCGUUUUUCAAAUACUUUGUAAAAUUAGCCGCAGCAGGGUCGUCAAAAUUUUCAUAUUUUGCACCCAGUCGAUACGCUGCAGCAAUGCCAGAAAUACAUUCGACUUCGUGAAUGUCCUGCGUCGAUUCUGCCAGCGAACGAUGAGCUAGCUACACUUCAUGCAUUUGCUCCGAGUUAGAUAUGAUGUCACCACAAAUGUCCAUGACCCUGCAAAAUAUGUAUUUUUGUGCCCGUUGAUAAAUCGAAACGC